CUUCUAUACGAAGUGCAUUACGGGAGCUGUGCCCAAACAGGCAGUAGUCAAGAAAAGAUGAGCGAUGCUUGGAUUAACGAUUACUCGUCCCAUAGCCUUGCGAUGCACUUCGUGCAACUCAAAAAGCGCGGAUAGUCCAGUAGUGGUGGGCAAAUCGUUCUUGAUUUCCACGCGCCGCACCCUGAGUCCACAGGCAAAAUGCAGUUCUUCACCCGCAUCACCGCGCUCGCUGCAGCUGCAGCCCCUUUCUUGGCCCAAGCUGCACCUGUCGUGGCACCUCCAGCAAACGAGAUCAUCCCCGGGAAAUACAUCGUCCAACUGAAGCCUGACACUGACAUUGAAUCAAUCGCGGCUCACCACAAUAUCGUGCGCAGCAUACAUGCCCGCAACUUGGCUCGACGGGGCGAGGAUGGGCCCAGUGGUGCUCCAGUCGAACGCGAAUACGGGUUUGGCGACUUCAAAGCCUACGCCGGCUCGUUCGAUGAGGCGACCGUUGAAGAGCUGAAGGCUCUACCUGAGGUCCUCGCCAUCGAACCGGACUUUAUCAUGAGGACCAACGCGGUGGUGACUCAAGCGAAUUCGCCGUGGGGUCUCGCCAGCAUCUCUUCCCGCAAGGCAGGAGCCACUGCCUAUGUGUAUGAUGACACUGCGGGCAAAGGCACCUUCUCCUACGUUGUCGAUACUGGUGUCCGUAUCAGUCAUAGCGACUUCGAGGGACGAGCAAUUUGGGGCUUCAAUGCCGUGAGAGGCAGCGCCAACGUCGACAACGACGGCCAUGGAACGCAUGUAGCUGGAACUGUCGGUGGCGCAAAGUACGGCGUUGCGAAGAAGACCAACAUCAUUGGCGUAAAGGUCUUGGACGGUUCGACUGGAAGUGCAUCAGACGUCUUCGCCGGGUUUGACUGGACGGUCAACGACAUUGUCUCCAAGGGCCGUCAAAACACUGCCGUCAUCAACGUCUCGCUUGGCUCUUCCGCUUCAACAACAUGGGACGCAGCCAUCACUGCAGCUUGGAAGAAAGGCGUUCUCGUUGUGACAUCAGCAGGAAAUGAGGAUUCCCCUGCUAUCGACAACUCGCCAGCUCGCUCCCCUGAAGUUAUCUGCGUUGGAAAUAUCGAAAUCACCAACAAGAGGCACAGCGGCGGCGGAGGCUCCAACUACGGCGCCGCGGUCGACAUAUUCGCUGCUGGAACGAACAUUGUAUCGGCAUCUCACCUGGGCGACUCAGAAACGAGGACGCUGACUGGUACUUCCAUGGCGUCUCCUCACGUAGCGGGCCUAGUCUCAUAUCUCCGUGGUCUUGAAGGGCCGUCAACUGCCGCCGACGUCAAGGCGAGGGUGUAUGCGCUAGCUACGCCCAAUGUUGUGACGGAUCCCAUGGGCUCGGUAAAUCUGCUUGCAUUUAAUGGCAACAGCAGGGUAACUAUUGCUGGAAGCCCAAAUAACGGCACUGUCGAAGCUCGGGGAUCAUGGAAGCUGUGGUGAGCGUUCUGAGCGGACUUGGUCACUGUAACAGUGGUUGAAGACAUUACAUAGGCAGUAGUAUACAUCAGCCUAGAAAUUGCGUACCUAUGAACAAUUAAUAGUAUGUAUGCGGCGAAAAGCCAUGAACCUUAGCCACUCUGAGUAGCAGUAAUGAAGACAAAGAUGCGUAACGGUGUCAAGGAUAAG
Messenger RNA from Alternaria rosae, 1671 nucleotides. RefSeq names its product oryzin precursor. NCBI's taxonomy places the organism in Eukaryota, Fungi, Ascomycota, Dothideomycetes, Pleosporales, Pleosporaceae. The record is from RefSeq and is a predicted model, not a curated record. Gene Ontology annotation, molecular function: serine-type endopeptidase activity. The transcript is spliced from 4 exons. The coding region runs from base 199 to 1485 and encodes 428 amino acids. Gene Ontology annotation, biological process: proteolysis.